GGCAAGACAAGAGACUGCUCGAGUUAUAAACACUAGAGUCAACACUGCCCAUUGUCAAAUGUGUUCUCUGCUAUUUAAUAUGAACGAGUAUUCAUUACCAUUAAACACUCUGCAGACGUUUCUCUUAAAAAAAACAAAAGUGGUUUUUGUAACAGAGAUCUCGGAUACGGUGUCCUGGCAGUCCUCGCUUGGGCGCUCAGGAAGCAAUCCCCACAUGAAUGCGUGUGUUUAGAGCUCAGCAAGUCACGUGAACUGGCUCCACGCGACGUCGCCGGGCCAACUACGUCACGUUCUGCGACGGAAAGCGAAGGUUCGCCUGCGUGUUUAGAACUCGGAGGUUUUAUUUGGAGGAGCGGAGACCGCGAGCGCUAGCAAGAUGAUCGAACAGAAUAAACGGAAGGGGCUCGAGCUGGUCCCAGUACCGGCGAAAAAACCCAGAAAUGACAUGGUGGUGGCGACUGUGGCCGCGGUAAGAAAGCAUUGGAGUGGGGAUUAUUAUUAUUAUUAUUGACAGUGUCACGUGUAUUUACUAACAUGAGACUUACUGGAAAUUCAAAGCGGGUUUAGGAUAACAACAGAGAUUGCCAGAUGUCUAAUAGGAGUCUAAUCAAGAGAUAAGUGCAGUCCUACCCCAGUACACAAAAUAAUCAACAGGCACGCGUGUCUCCAAUCACAGGGUGUGUGUGCAGUGUGUGUGUGUGUGUGUGUGUGUGUGUGUGUGUGUGCAGUGUGUGUGCAGUGUGUGUGUGUGUGUGUUAGCAGGCUCACUGUGUGUAAAUGGAUGGCUGCGUGUGUAGGCUAGUGUGGGUCACUACAUGCCUCAUAUGUCAAGUGAAUGGGAAGUGUACAAGCGCCUCUUAAAUAUAUAAUAAUUUUUAAUUCAUUCCCUUAACCCCUUAAGGACACAUGACAUGUAUGACAUGUCACGAUUCCCUUUUAUUCCAGAAGUUUGGUCCUUAAGGGGUUAAAGAGGUGGCCCUGUGGAGUAUGUUAUGUAGGAUCCAGUUAGUCUGUGCGCUGUGAGUAGAGCUCUUGCAUGGCUCUCAACUCUCUUGGACCUUUGCAGUGGGGCCUAAUCCUGCUUGGUGCAGAAUUGGCAUAUGUGAUUUUCCCCCCCACCCCCCUCCCACUUCAUGUAUACAUAAUUUCUCUAUGCCACCAGGGCUCAAAAGAAGAGCAAACUAUACCUGGCACACAAAUGUGCAUGACAACAGUCUUGGGUGAUUGGAUUUCCAUAUCUAUUGUGUAUAACUACCUCUUUUUGUAUCUUUGCAAGCCUUUAGUUAUAAAUCAUGUGGGUAUUUAUUUUUAGGCAGAGCUGACAGAGUAUGUGGGAAAAACCCCAAAAAGAUACCACCAAAGUUCUCAGCAGAUUUUAUUGUUUGCUUGUUACACAUGCAGUUGCAGGCAGUCCUCUUCAUACAGAGGAUGAAUCCCUUCAGUCAGGAGCAUCCAAAUUACACAGGGUUCAGUGUAACGGAUCUGUAAACUCAUGGCAUGGCUGCUAUCCGUUUCCACAGCCCAAUUUGCUGUUUAUUGAACUGGGCUAUUGACAUUCUUAAAUGAGAGCUCAGAAAUUAUGGAGCUCAAUCCAAAUUGUUUGCAUAUGGCAUACAAAACUUGAACAAACUUGACAUUGCUCAACCAGUAAGCGUUUCAAAUGACUGAAGUAGAGCGUAGGUUUAGGACACAUUAUGUAUCAUCACAUUUGCAAUAAUGCAAAUGCAAAGCUGUUAUGGAACUUUUGAGUAACCUUUUAUAAUUUGGAAUUCACUUUCAGUUCCUGAUAAUUCAAACUUUACUGCAUAUCCCUGCAUGUGAGCUGUAGAUGCAGAUAUUUUACAGAUAAGAAAUGUUUACGAACAAGAAUAGUUGGAAAUAUGAAGUUAGUAGAUAUGUGGGAAUGUAUACAAAAAAAAACUGCAAAGAUAAAUACUGUAUCAAUAGCCACUUUAAAUGAGCUCUAAACCUUCUUUUUUUUUCAAUAAAUAACAAUACUUUUCUGUCUCUUACAUGGAACAUCAUAAACUUAUCAUUCUAUCCUACAUAAGCCUGUAGUUCUCCAUGAUAGUGUUACAAAAGAGUUGGUACACAGGAUCUUGUUAUGGUCUAGCUAUAUCCAUUCCACAUAAAACAUGUUUUCCUAAUACUUGCCAACAUUGGAGGUCAUGUUAACAAAACAAAGGAGCGUUCAUGUUCAGGCUAAUUUUCUACAAGUACAUUAUUUUCUUAUGUAUAAAACUGUUAUUCCGCUCUUUAUUCAUUUGAUUUUAUCAAUAAUUACAUUCGCAACAAGGUGGUACUACAUAAUAUAAGUUAAUAUUACUAGGGGGGGGAAAAAAAGACACAUUUGCCAUUUUGAAAGUGUUUUUUAUUUUUAUUUUUUAUAUAUAUAAUAUAUAUUAAACAAAAAGAACGUAGAAAACUGCUGCUGCUGUUGAUGAUGAUAGUAGCAAAAACAUGUCAGAAAGAAAGGUCAACUUUUACACAAAACGUUUUUGUUUUGUACCAUUGUGUUUCUCUUUAAAUGAUUUUAUUAAUGAAUUUUCGAUAACACAAUAAUAAAAUUAAAAAAUUACUAAUAACAAUAACAGGGGAAUAAUACCAUUGUGUUUCAUUGCAUUGUUCCAGUACAUUGGAAGACACAAGUUUGUGAAGGAAGAAAAAAUAAUGAAAUUGGAAUGGGAAAAUAAAAGGAAAUAAGAAAUACAAUAAAGAAUAUUAUGGCACAAAUAGGAAAAGUUCCAGAAAAAAAAUGCGUAAACAUAACAAUUUUUAUAAGUAACCACAUUGACUUUUAGCUGCAACUAGUAUAUUUUUACAAUUUGUCUCAAAAUAGUAUGUUUCCGAAGGGCACAUAAGCUACGGUGAUCACUGACUUGGUCAAUAGCUGUUAUUCCUUUUUUUUUUUUUUUUAAUGAUUUUGCUAUAUUUGCCAAGUUGCUGUAAUCUAGGCUAAAUACUUUGAUAUUAUUUCUAUAAGCCAUGUGUAUAAAUUGUCCUAUGGGUAAUUUUAUUGUAGAAAAUUUAUUCCAAUAGUAAAAUAAUUGCUUAUUGAAAGUAAAUAGAAGAAUAUUAAUCCAUGUUGGCAUUCAUCUAAUUUUCUUCUCUCAAGGGUCCACCAAGAACAUCCAGUCUCCAAGCUCCAAUUAUGCUACUCUCUGGCCAUGAAGGAGAAGUUUACUGUUCUAAAUUUCAUCCAAAUGGGCUCACAUUGGCUUCUGCAGGAUUUGACAGGCUAAUCUGUAAGUAAAUGUUACUUGCCAUCAUUUACUCUGGGUGUGUGUGUGUGUGUGUGUAUAUAUAUAUAUAUAUAUAUAUAUAUCUCUAACAUAGCUGAAAAGAGACUUGCGUCCAUCAAGUUCAGCCUUCCUCACAUUUGUUUUUUGCUGGAUGUAUAUAUAUAUGUGUGUGUGUGUUCAGGGCAUAGAAAGCCAUAAUGAAAGUAUGUAACUUAUAUAACAUAAUUUAUGAUGAGAUAGAAAAAUGUGAACAGUCGGUUGUGGUGUGCUGAAACUGAUGCGGUAGGCCUGUAAUAAAGAGGGCAAAAAUAGUAUACCAUGCAAGAUUUAUUCAGCCUACAAGGACAAUCCUAUAAGAUACAUCACAUUAUCAGGUUACAAAAUGCUUUCACGUAUUUCCUGUAUUGGAUGAUGUAUGUAUCUGGUAUAUGCUGAUGAAUUCCACCGUCCCAAUGUUUUGAUAUGUACCGGUGUGUUUCUGCUGGAAGCAGUGGUGGCUGCUCCAAUGCGGAAGGAGUGUCCUGAGUAGUGGGAUGGAUUAAGACCUAACUUAGUCAGCAAUACUCUUUUAUAUACAUCAUGAAUUUACUGGUAGCGAAAACCUUACCAUGUGAUGUGAGCAGAAGUUGAUUUGGAGACCCUGGAACUGUGGUUAGGAAUGUAUCUAGGACUUGCACCGGGCACCAUUUGUUGCCGGUAGGGUAAUAGGGUAUUGUUACUAGAUGGUCCCUUGGUGCAGUUUUGGUGUGUUUGAGGGGCAAUAUGUAGUGGUCCUGUAUUUUAACAAUUUGGGAUCUCUUAAGGCCGCCUUGAGAAGUGACAUUCAUGGUGGUAAACUCUCCGGGUCUAAGGAACCCAUAGAAAGCUACGUAGAUAGCGGUUUUAAUUACAUGAUUGGUAUGUGCUUCAAAAGGUUUUGUAUAAUGAUUUGUUUUUUUAUAUAGUCUGAUAAUGAUUUGAAGAGUUGACUAUGGAUAGGUGAUCUAGAAGAUGUUGGCAUGGUUUUUGAUUUUUUUUUUAAUGCCUUUAAGUAUGGUUUUGAUGUGGUAAGUAGAUAGAAAAUUGUGGUUGUUUGGCCAAAGUGUGAGUAUAUGGUGUUGUAUCCCUGUCAGAUAUAAUUUGAUAGUGUUGCUUGACUCCUCUCCUGCAACUGUCUUUUCAAGCAACCUAUUUCAUUACCCCUACUUAUACCCUUUGUGUCACUAUACCCUACUCCCUCUAGAAUGUAAGCUCAUUGAGCAGGGCCCUUAACCCCUCUGUUCCUGUGCAUCCAUUUGUCUGGUUACAGCUACUUGUUUUGUUAGUCCACCAAUUGUACAGCGCUACAGAAUUUGCUGGCGCUAUAUAAAUAAUAAAAUAAUAAUUGUGUUUAUGGCAAAUGUUCCACUCUUGUUCUUUUUCUAUUUUCUCUAUAUGUACAUGAUCUACCUUUUCCAAAAUCUCAGCUGUGCACAUUUAUGCAGAUGAUGCCAUAAUUGCCACUAAAGGACCACUAACAACAACUUCAUCAAACCCGCAUGGAGUAUUGUAACCCUCUCCUAAUUGGUCUUCCCAAAAGCCAUAUUGCUCCUCUACAGUCUGUAAUGAAUGCUGCCGCCAGACUGAUUUUCCUCUUUAGUUGGUCCUUUCACACCUCACCCCUCUGUACUUACAUUGGCUUCCUGUAUCCUAUAGGAGUUAAUUCAAAGGGCUAACCCAUACCUAUAAAGCAUUGACCAAUUCUAUCCCCUCUUAUAUCUAUUCACAGAUCCAUAGGUAUGCACCUUCUCGGUCUCUCCACUCAGCUCGUAACCUUCUUCUGUCAGUUGCUUGCACCCGUGCAGCCUACUGCUAUCAGACUCUCCCCUAGUCUUUAAUCGUUUAAAAAGUGACUUAAAACCCAUCUCUUUAGGAAAGCUUAUGGCCUCCCAGAGUAACCUCUACCUUACAUACCUGUCUCUUGCUCUCUCCUAAAGGGCAGCACUCUACUCUCUUCUCCAGCUGUGCUUUACUCCCACCUUAUUUGAUUACUAUUUCCUGUCCUAAUGUGUUUUAUAACCCACCUCCUAUAGACUGUAAGCUCAUUUGAGCAGGGUCCUCUUCAACCUAUUGUUUCCGUAAGAUUUCUUGUAAUUGUCCUAUUUAUAGUUAAAUCCCCCCUCUCAUAAUAUUGUAAAGCGAUACGGAAUCUGUUGGCGCUAUAUAAAUGGCGAUAAUAAUAAUCUUGGUUUCAGCUCCUCAAUGUAAAUCAUUGCUGGUUUGGAGAUCUGGCAAUGUCUACAUUGUUGGGCUGGCUUCACCUAUAGUGGCUGUCUCCUUGACAGCCACAAGAUGGUGCUGCUUCACCCACAACAGAGUCAAACUCAGUUCUUGAUGAUUAACAUCCUCGCACACUGCAUAAGUAUGUUGAAUAUCCUUUCUGUACAAGGCAGAAUGCAUUUGAUUUGUCGAAAAGUGAACAAGUCGUCAUCAAAUAAAACUUUUACUGAUGUAGACUGAAAUUAUGACCCUUAUACGAACACUGGCCCGUUCACCAUUCGUACCAGACAGAUUGUGUUAACACAGCUAUUUGUAUGGAGGCUAUAACACAUGUUGUAUAAUUCCUUUUUAUGCAUGUAGCCAUCCAUGUUGCUAUCUGUUUAUUUAUAUAGUGGCCUGCAAUGAUAUGCUUAGAAUGUCGUGUUUAUUUAUAUUUUUAUAUUAUUUUUCUUAACUAUAUUCAAUAAAGUAUAUAUUAUUACUCAACUUUACUUCCUUGCUGUCCCAGUCUUCUCUCAGCUGCCCAACAUCACAGACUUAUACCAUCUUGAUUAUUUUAGCCAAUUUAGUGCUUCCCCAUAGCGAAGCAUUGGGAGGCUAGUGCGCAUAAGCGGCAAAUCUCACUGCACCAAUCAUCAUUGCCUCAUAAAUAUGCAUUGAAUCUGCAUCUCUAUGGGGAGCAUCUUUGCAGGACCAAACCCAGGAAGUCCCUCAAGUGAAAGCCAUUUGAUGUGAUUAUUAUGGAGCAGUGUAAACAGUGUCUUUUCGCAGAAAAUACCAGGGGUGCCCAAAAGGCAGAUCCCCAGAGGUUUUAAAACUACAAAUGAUGCUUUGUAUGCCUUUAGAAUGACAAAACAUUAUGGAAGCUGUAGUUUUAAACCCUCCUGGGAUCUACCCCUGGUUUACACUGUUCAGCACGCAGGGAUAGGUUCUAAGUCCCAGAACCACUCAUAAAAUUUUAGUGGUUCUGAUGACUGUAGCAACCUGUUAAGAAAGCAAAUGUAUUAAAAUUGUCAGGAAAAAAACUCAGCAUGUCCAUCUUAUGAAGGGCUACCAGCAAGAAGGGGACACCCGGGCGAACACAUCGGUACCUGACUCGUAUCUAUCAACGCCCAGAACCAGGAGUGAUCUACCGAGGGUCGAGCCGGGGAGAGGCAGCCGCUUUCCUCGCUCGCGAACCCCCACAGGGAUCCCUCAGCUCUCUUGUCUUCACCCCCACUUUGGACUGUUGGGGGAUAUACCGGAUUGCACUAGGUAUCUGGAGCAACCUGCUCGGAUCGAGUUCUAAGCCUCGAACACCGCACACAUGUGGACUCACCUUAUACACCAGCCUGAGGCUGGCGGAUACCCUCUCUCUUACCUGUGCAACAGCGGCCCUCCGAGGCCCACCAGCGGGCUCAAACUGUUUCCCAGCAGAGGGAGUCGGAUUACAGUCACAUGCAUAGUAUGCCGUGUCUCCAGUGCUCUCGUCAACGUAUUCAUGUGCACCUCACACAGACCUGUGGACUUACCUACUCAUUGCAGCUACACUUAAGACUUAAUGUGACCUUUUCCUAGAGCCCCAGACUACAGUGCCAAGCAAUUUUUAGCAUAGCCUAUGUUUUUCAGUUUGUGCUUUUCUGCAUACCCACAUAUGAUAGACGCACUCUCGUGCACACAUAUAGCAUUACGUGUCUCACCCAACCUAACUGCCUAAAUAACGUUCUUGACCUGUACUCCGCACGUUUGCCCAAACAUUCUCUACUUUUAGUAGACACAUCCACAUAAUCUAUUGUCUCUUGUAGCUUAAAGUGUGUGGUCUCGCUUAAUGUCCUAGGCUACUGAUACCAGCAUGUUUUCAUAUAUUUACCCUUUCUUGACCACACCAUCUUUAUUAUCAUGUUAUAGUAUUUACAAAAUUGUGCAAAUGUAUUUGAUACCACGCCACUGUUUAUUCUAAUUGUUUUGACUCACCUGCUAUAACUGUCGUGGUAUCAUGUUUAUCACUUGCGCCACAAAAAAAAAAUGGUCCGGCUACUUUUUUAUUAAAUUUUUUUAUUAUUUAUACAAAACUGUAGCAAAAAAGCAUUGUAAAUAGGAAAGCAUAACAUUGUGUGUACAUUGCUGGAAAUGCAUAGUAAUGAAUGGUUGGUAUAUGAAAAAUAUUGCGCUAUUUGUUGCUAUUCUGGUAAUGUUUCAUUAAUGUAUCCUUUCCUUCAUGUCUCGCAGUACUUUGGAAUGUAUAUGGUGAAUGUGACAACUAUGCAACCUUGAAAGGGCACAGUGGGGCAGUGAUGGAGCUUCACUACAAUACAGAUGGAAGGUGGGUUACCUAUUUCAGGGAAAGGAUAUUUAAAGUAAUGCACAUUUUCACUACGCUCCUGAAUAUUAAAAAAAAAAAAAAAAAAAACUGCAACACGAGAGAUUUUCAUAUUCACUUUAUUUAUUUUUUACUUGUGUUAUUGUACACAAAACUAUAUAUUGCUUUUGCUGAGUGUGAGGGGAAUGCAGUACACUGUUGGGAGGGGGAGGGAGGGGACUUGUUGUUUUGAAGGUGUUGAUAUCAUCUUCUAUUGGACAUUAAUAUAUAUAUAUAUAUACAUAUACACACACACACACACACACACACACACACACACAAAGGUCAUGCUUUAUAUAUUUUCAGCCACCCUCCUGUUAGCUUACCUUUGUGUCCAGGAGGGUGGCUUGCUUGGAGCUCUGGCUGAAGCUGAUGAGAUCAAGCAUGCAGCAGCUCACUCCAGCCUCUCCUGUACCCCCACGCUGUUGACUCCUGCCUCUAUACUGCUGUCUCCUCUCUCCAGUCCUCCUGGGCAGGCAGCUCUCUGUGAAGCAGGGAGUAAAUGGCUGUCACUUCCUCCCUGCUGGCUGACAUCACAGGGGCUUGGUCGCCUCUUAAAGGACCGGCAUCCGACCAGGCCACUGUUUAAUGAGUAAUAUGGGGCUGUUAUGGGGCACAAAUCAUACACAAUAUAAUGGAAAUCACACACACACAUCAGAGUGUGUGUGUGAUUUCUGGGAUAUUGUGUAUGACUUGCAGGUGUCAGGGAGCAGCAUUCACCAUAUUACUACUGGGAGAUUUGGGAUGCCUGCAUUGAGAAUUUUGCUGUGCCUUUUGAGUAAUCUUGGCUGGAUGGCCACUUGUGGCUAGAGUAGCCACAGUACUAAAUUCUCUAUUUAUAGAAAAUGUGUCUAACAUUGACCAAUGAAUAUCUAAACACUUUGAGAUAACUUUGUAACACUUUACAGCUUUAUGUAACGCAACAAUUAUUGAUCACAGGUCUUUUGAGAGCUCUUUUGUUGUGAGUUAUUGUUCACAUCAAGUUAUUAAAACAAUGCACCCAUAUAACAUGUACACAAGUAGCCCACAAAAUGUUUUCCUUUUGGGACAAAUUUGAGUACUCCGGUUCUGAGCGCCCUGCUGUAGAAUAACUUGAGGUAUUACACAUUGAGUUCUUACAAAGGUGAAUAGUCCUGAUAAAAGACAAAGUGAAUUUUAAACCCAAUGUAAAAAGUAAUUUGCCUAGGGCGAGGUUAGACCACCUUCGACACUCCAGAUGUGUUGGACUACAUCUCCCAUAAUGCUCUGACAGCCAUUAUGCGGGCAAAGCAUCAGGGGAGAAGACGGCCACAACAUCUGGAGUGUCGAGGUUCCCUACCCCCCGACGUAGGGUUUCACAUACUUUUUCCAACCUGUGCUAUGAAUAAUUGAAUGAUAUAUAUUAAAUAUGUGCAAGAACAAUACAAUAAUUUGUGUUAGUCAAAACCGAUUGUUUAUUACUGUAACUUAUGAACAAAAGCAUACUUAAGUGCAGUCAAAUCUGGUUUGGUAACAUUUAUACCUCUCAUUAUAUUGGUAGAAAUUAGUGUUAAAAUGAAAAGUGAGAAACUGGAAUUCUUCUCCUUAGUUAAAUAUAAUAUCUUAUUGUAUUUUAAAUUUGCACGUCUGUUUUGAUAAAGUAGAGGUUAUAGCGCACAUGCUCUGAAAUAUGGCCUUGAUUUUCACAGAAAACAUGACACCUACGCAUAGACACCAUGGGAUGUAGUUGAAUAUUAGGUUAUGUAUUAAUAAAGAUGAUUUCAAAAUAAAGUUCUGUCUGCCCUAUAUAAAAUAAUUGUGUGCACACAUGCUUUGAAUAAAUCUAGCAAAUUUAGUAUACAGAGUCCUAGACAGGGCAUUUAAAAUAUUGUUUAGGUAAAAAAAAAAAAAAGAGGACUCCCUUUUUGUGUUUUCAUUUUAGUUUGCUGUUCUCGGCAUCUACCGAUAAAACAGUCGCUAUUUGGGACUGCGAGACAGGGGAGAGAGUGAAGCGGUUAAAGGGACAUACCUCCUUUGUCAAUUCCUGUUAUCCUGCAAGGCGGGGUCCUCAGCUGAUUUGCACAGGCAGUGAUGAUGGUACCGUUAAGGUAAGUACAGUACAGUGUAUCAAAACUUGUGCUAGAGUCUUUCAUUAUGCUGGCAAGUAUAGAGUGGAAUUACUUGUCUCAGUCAAUGCAUGGUGGAAUCAAGGGCAAAGAAGGAGUUGACUGGUAUUGGGCAUGUUUGAGUGAAAUGAAUACAUAGCAGAAGGAGGAGGAAAUUACAAUAAUAAAAAGCUGACUAGCUACACUUUAUGCAUUACAUGCAUGUAUUCUUACUUAUCUUUAUUUGCGUUUUUUAAUACCUCUAACAGCUGUGGGAUUUCAGGAAAAAAGCAUCUGUGCAGACCUUCCAAAAUACAUACCAGGUGUUGUCGGUUACUUUCAAUGAUACAAGUGACCAGAUCAUUUCAGGAGGCAUUGAUAACGAUAUUAAGGUAAGUAAAUGCAGUUUAGUAGGCCACACUUUUCUGAAUUGUUCCAAACAUCAAGUUCUUCCAAACAUCCAGGACCUUUUGAAUGGCAGGAUAUAGAAAGUGUCUUGUGGCACUGAGAGACCACUUGAUUUGGUCAUUUGGUUGGCUGAGCAAGAUGGGAAAUAUAGUUCACAAAAAUAGCCCCCCUCUUUCCCAUCGAGAAGCACUGGUAGGCGAGUGUGUCUAAGCAGCAAACUGUGGCCCUACGCCAGUCAGCGUUUCACAUAGAGAUACAUUGAUGUAAUGUAUCUCUAUGGGCAGCAUUCAGCAUCUCCAUGCAUAAAGUGGAGAUGUUGAUUGCGGCCAUACAAGUUAAUCCAAGUUUUGAUUGCAGUGUCUGACUUCUGCACAUACUUCCUGGACUUAGCACUCUCUCCUCCCAGGACUACUGCUUUGCUGAGAGCAUAGGAUAAUGUGGUUCAUGAAACUGCCUUCAGUCUAUUUGACCGAGUAAGCAUAUCUUUAAAGAAAUUGGCGUUAAGUGGUAUGUUCUGUAUGGAGUAUUUAAACAAUUUAGGACAUUCAUCUAAUACAACUUUAUUAAUAAUGUUUGUCCAUUUUAGGUCUGGGAUUUGCGACAGAACAAACUGAUGUACACAAUGAGAGGGCAUGGUGAUUCUGUUAGUGGUCUUAGUCUCAGUUCUGAGGGCUCUUAUCUCCUGUCCAAUGCGAUGGAUAAUACAGGUAAUACCCUGAAACCUUUUUUUUUUUUUUUUUUAUCAUUGUGUAAUUAUGAGAAUGGGGAAUAUAAUAGAAGUUAGUUGUAGUUCAUGGACUGUACAAUCAAUAGCAUGCAGGUCUAGGUGGAUGAUAAGGUUCUGGCAACACAUCCGAUAUUAAAGUUGAUUAGGGCUGACGUGAAGGACAUUUGGUAAGGUGGUGAUGGUCCAAGUGGAUAUACAGCAAAGGGGUUAGUGCUGAGCAAUGCAGAAAAGUAUUAUGGUUGAUAAAUAAAAGGUCACACAUAAUGUGUUGAAAAAAUUACUUAAAAUUAUUUUAUUUUUCCCCAGUCCGUGUGUGGGAUGUUAGACCUUUUGCACCCAAAGAGAGAUGUGUGAAAGUAUUUCAAGGAAAUGUACACAAUUUUGAGAAGGCAAGUAUUUAAAUGUUCAUAUUGCUUUGUUUGCACUGUUUUUAAUCAUAUGUAAGACAAAGAUUGACGUACCACACAUCUCUUCCAGAAUCUUUUGCGCUGCUCAUGGUCAUCUGAUGGCAGCAAAAUUGCAGCUGGAUCAGCAGACAGGUACAGACUCCAAACCACAACUUCCGAUUCUUUCACAUUUUAGUUUCAUAUUGUCAAAAUAUUACAUUUGCAUAAAGUAAACACUUAAUUUGCCCUCUUUCCUUGUGCAGAUUUGUUUAUGUUUGGGAUACUACAUCCCGAAGAAUUCUCUACAAGCUCCCUGGUCAUGCUGGGUCUGUGAAUGAAGUGGCCUUCCAUCCCGAUGAACCAAUUGGUGAGUAUGAUGUGGUAAUAUUUACAUUGCCUGAUUACAGUCAUCCUCCAUUAAUUAAGAUUUAAGGGGGUGGGUGUAUUCUAGCACUAUAUAAAUAUCAAAAGUGGGGAGUUAAAUAUGUUGGUGGUAAGAAAUUAAUAUAUGAAAAAAAUGUCAAGUUCAAUCUACUUUCCAGUAAUCACAAUUUCUGUUUCCAAUUUCAGUCCUGUCAGCCUCCAGUGAUAAGAGGUUGUACAUCGGAGAGAUCCAGUAAAUAUUUAAUCCAUGAACCGGUCUAUAAGAAUCCACCUACUGAUGCAAUGAACUUAAUUUGUGUAAUCAGCUGGCAAAAGAGACUAUAUACAAUGUGAGCCACACACCUAUCGUGUGUGUGUGUUUUUCCCUGUUAUACAGGAUAAAGAACUUUGAGGUCACUAUUGUAUUUUGCGACUUUGCCUCCAUUGGAGAAGUGAUUUGAGCUGUAGGUCAAAGAUGCAGGUCGGCAAUGGGUAGGGAACAGGUUAAAGAAAUUUUCCAUAGUCUGUUUUUUUUUUUUUUUUUUUUUAUUAUAAUUAACUUAGUCACGUAUCAAAAGCCUAACUGUAAAAUCCUUGACUUGUUUCCUCUAACUUAAAGGAUAGCUUUCAUGAAUCUGUUUGUGUAUUAUAAAAGUUUUUUUUUUUAAUUUUAGUUGUGUAAGUUGUCUUUUAUUUAUGCUUCUUUGCAGUGCCAGAUAUGAGUCAAUUCUUGUAAAGAUUUUUUUUUGAGUGCCAAAACAUGAAUAUUUAUUGUAUUAUUAUUUUCCUCUCAUAUAGUGGCAGUACUGCAAAAAGUGGGUUGUGCCUUCUGCU
Molecule: messenger RNA, 12599 nt
Organism: Pelobates cultripes (western spadefoot toad)
Lineage: Eukaryota; Metazoa; Chordata; Amphibia; Anura; Pelobatidae
Source: the annotation of a GenBank genome assembly